UCUUAUUAUAUAUAUUUUUCCCAAAUUUGCAAAUCCAAUAAUAUCAGUAUCAUUUCAUGGGUAUCAUCAUCUCCCUCUUCUCCAUCUCUAUUUUCCUUGUUCUCCUCUUCAGAUUCCGCCCAGUACCCCCCGGCGACUUUUCUUCCCCGCCGACGUACCCUCUAAUCGGUUGUCUCAUCUCCUUCUACAUUAACCGCAACCGCCUGUUGGAUUGGUACACCGAGCUCUUGUCGGAAUCCUCCACCGGCACUAUCGUCAUCCGCCGCCUCGGCUGUCGACGCACGGUGGUGACCGUGAACCCAGCUAACGUAGAGUAUAUUUUGACGACCCAUUUCCAUAAUUUCCCCAAAGGCAAGCCUUUCACCGAGAUCUUGAAUGACUUUCUUGGCUGCGGCAUUUUCAACGUGGACGGUGACCAAUGGCGGACACAGCGUAAGCUGGCUAGCCAUGAAUUUAGUGCCAAGUCGCUUCAGGAAUUUGUUGUCGAGACGUUGAAGUCAGAGGUUGAGAUGCGGUUGUUGCCCGCCCUCGAGGCGUCGGCCCACAACGCUAAAGUCGUGGACUUACAGGAUUUACUAAGAGGGUUUGCAUUCCGAGUAAUUUGUAAGAUAGUUUUGGGGAGUGAAGAUGAGACGAUCUUUGCGCUUCAAAAGAGCUUUGAGGUGGCGUCGGAGGUGAGCGCCAGGCGAGCAAUGGAGCCAAUUUACGUGACAUGGAAAAUGAAGAGAUGGCUUGGGGUUGGAUCAGAACGGCGGUUGAAGAAGGAAGUAGCGGAGGUUCAUCGGAAAGUGAUGAACAUAAUUGACAAAAGAAGAAAGGAGGAGAAGAUCCAGGAUAUCCAUGACAGUACCCAAGAUCUCUUGUCCAGGUUGAUUAAAACCGAGCAUGACGAUGAGGAGAUCAGAGACAUGGUCAUAAGCUUCAUCAUGGCAGGUCGAGACACAACUUCCGCUGCAAUGACGUGGUUGUUUUGGCUACUCUGCAUUCAUCCCAACAUAGAAAAUCAAUUAAUAGAAGAGAUAGACUUGACGUCAGUAAAAUUGGACUACCAAUCUCUGAAGGAGCUCAAAUAUCUCAAAGCAUGCCUCUGUGAAACCAUGAGAAUGUAUCCACCAGUCCCAUGGGAUUCAAAGCAUGCCAUUGCCGAUGACUACUUGCCAGACGGUACUCUCGUCCGAUCAGGAGAUAGAGUGACAUAUUUCCCAUACGGUAUGGGUAGAAUGGUGGCUUUGUGGGGGAAGGACCAAUUCGAGUUCAAGCCAAGCCGAUGGGUUGUCGAACAAGACGGGCGUGGGGGGCGGAGAACAGGGGUGAAAUUGGUGAGUCCGUACAAGUUUCCCAUAUUUCAAGCUGGGCCAAGGGUGUGUUUGGGGAAGGAGAUGGCCUUCCUUCAGAUGAAGUACGUGGUGGCUUCUAUUCUUAGCCAAUUUAGAAUCAAACCUGUUGCCGGCGAUCACCCUGUGUUUGUGCCGCUGUUGACGGCACACAUGGCCGGCGGCUUCAAGGUUUUCAUUCAAAGGAGAGAGAAAGAGAGAGAGACAAUUCAAAACAAACAAACAAAAUCCCCAAUAUAAAACACAGUAAAGUAGAAGAGGCAAGUCAACAAUUCCAACACUGAACUGACAGAACACAGCUAGGAAAAUUUACAUUCCACGUGUCAACACUUGAUUGCUUAAAUUCAGAAACCAAGAAUACAAGAUAGAAUCAGAAAAUCUAAUUUCACUA
Cucumis melo (muskmelon) is the source of this 1725-nucleotide messenger RNA. Its product is annotated as cytochrome P450 94B3. NCBI's taxonomy places the organism in Eukaryota, Viridiplantae, Streptophyta, Magnoliopsida, Cucurbitales, Cucurbitaceae. The coding region runs from base 57 to 1574 and encodes 505 amino acids. The transcript is spliced from 3 exons. The record is from RefSeq and is a predicted model, not a curated record. Gene Ontology annotation, molecular function: monooxygenase activity; heme binding; iron ion binding.